Messenger RNA from Acanthochromis polyacanthus (spiny chromis), 2689 nucleotides. Its product is annotated as actin related protein 2. Gene Ontology annotation, cellular component: actin cortical patch; Arp2/3 protein complex. Bases 116 to 1300 code for a protein of 394 amino acids. Lineage: Eukaryota; Metazoa; Chordata; Actinopteri; Pomacentridae. Gene Ontology annotation, molecular function: actin filament binding. The record is from RefSeq and is a predicted model, not a curated record. Gene Ontology annotation, biological process: Arp2/3 complex-mediated actin nucleation. The transcript is spliced from 9 exons.
CGUCACUCUUCGGGUGAGCGGCCUCCCCUCCUCCUCUCGGCCGGGCUGGUGUGUCUUCCUUCCGGCUUGCUGAAGAAAGUUAAGGGAGGUUCAGCGGCAACUGGGCUUUUACAUAAUGGACAGCCAGGGAAGGAAAGUGGUGGUCUGCGACAACGGGACCGGGUUUGUAAAAUGUGGCUAUGCAGGCUCCAACUUCCCAGAGCACAUCUUCCCUGCACUUGUUGGGAGGCCCAUCAUCCGCUCAACGGCCAAAGUGGGAAACAUUGAGAUCAAGGACCUGAUGGUGGGGGAUGAGGCCAGCGAGCUGCGCUCCAUGCUGGAGGUCAACUACCCCAUGGAGAACGGCAUCGUCAGGAACUGGGAUGACAUGAAGCACCUGUGGGACUACACCUUCGGUCCAGAGAAGCUCAACAUCGACUCCCGCAACUGCAAGAUCCUCCUGACCGAGCCCCCCAUGAACCCCACCAAGAACCGUGAGAAGAUCAUCGAGGUGAUGUUUGAGACCUACCAGUUUGCAGGAGUCUACAUCGCUAUCCAGGCUGUGCUGACGCUGUAUGCUCAAGGCCUUCUCACCGGUGUGGUGGUAGACUCUGGGGACGGUGUGACACACAUUUGCCCCGUAUACGAGGGCUUCAGCUUGCCCCACCUGACGAGACGCCUGGACAUCGCAGGCAGGGACAUCACCCGCUACCUCAUCAAGUUGUUGCUGUUGAGGGGUUACGCCUUCAACCACUCUGCGGACUUUGAGACGGUGCGCAUGAUGAAGGAGAAGCUGUGCUACGUGGGCUACAACAUCGAGCAGGAGCAGAAGCUGGCGCUGGAGACCACUGUGCUGGUGGAAUCGUACACGCUGCCAGAUGGUCGUGUGAUCAAGGUGGGAGGAGAGCGGUUUGAGGCCCCCGAGGCUCUGUUCCAGCCCCACCUCAUCAACGUGGAGGGCGUCGGAGUGGCCGAGCUGCUCUUCAACACCAUCCAGGCAGCAGACAUAGACACCAGGCCUGAGUUCUACAAACACAUCGUGCUGUCGGGAGGAUCCACCAUGUAUCCCGGCCUGCCUUCUCGGCUGGAGAGGGAGCUGAAGCAGCUGUACCUGGAGCGUGUGCUCAAGGGAGACGUGGACAAGCUGUCGAAAUUUAAGAUCCGGAUUGAAGAUCCUCCCAGGCGAAAGCACAUGGUGUUCCUGGGCGGAGCCGUGCUGGCCGACAUCAUGAAGGACAAGGACAACUUCUGGCUGACCCGGGAGGAGUACCAGGAGAAAGGAGUCCGUGUGCUGGAAAAACUCGGCGUCACCGUCAGAUAAAGCACUGGACGGACAGAACACACACACACCAGGCAUAAAAACACACACACACACGUACAAAUAUACACCACACACACACACAUUUCCCCCUCGCCCACAUCGCAGAGUAUAUAUCUAUUUAUCCCUCUUCUUCUCUGUUUCGGCUCCUCAUUCUCCUCAAACCUCUGAGAUGAAUCGAGCCGUCACCUCCUCCUCCUCCUCCUCCUCUCCUUUCUGCCUCUCUCUCUCCUGGUCUGGGAUUGGCUCACACUUUUCCUCGCAAACCCCAAAAACAGUUUAGAGAUUUCCACUGAUUUUCAUUAAAAUACUGGUGGAGGAAAUAAAUUAAAAAAGCCCACAGCAGGAGUUCAGUUAACUCGGCGCCUCGAUAGGUUUGUUAGGAGUUAAAUUGGGACGGUUUCCCCACCAGCCACGGUAGAACGUUUAGUUUCCUCCCCUGUUAAACCUCUAGAGGGGAUAAUUAAGCGAUGCAAAGUUUCUCAGCAGCUCGAAAGCGUCUAAACGUCACAAUCAGGGUCCACCACAAACAGCCACAGGUGAGCGAGAACUGAUCACAUUUUUAUGUCGGUUUUUAUAAAUGAUAUCAUGACUUUUCUUUUCUGGGAGAGGGAUUACUUCUUUUUUUUUUUUGCUUCUUCUUUCUUUUUUGUUGGACAUAUGAGUUGCAUUUAUAUCUCUAAAUUAGGUUUUUCUUUCUCCAUUGACUUUGUUGCUGUGCACUACUACCAUUGUAAAUGGAGUGUAUUGUGGUAACAGAAGUUCCUCCACGUUUUUUAUGAAGAAUUGAUGGUUGAUUUGUAAAAGGGACGAAGCAGAGCCCCUGAGCUUGACACCGGGUGUGUGACGGUACUGGGGGGGGGUUGGUGGGCGGUGAGACGGCGAUGGGAUGUGGGGUGAGUCGUCGUUCGCUCCUCGUCAGACGGCCUCGCCUCUGCCUCCUCUCUGGAUGUGAAUCUCGAGCUGAACGGAAGGCGGGAGCGGUCGCGGCAAUAUCUGAACCUGACGUGUCGUAUUCCUUCAGAUCCACCAAAGCACGGAGGCAGUCGCAGGCUGGAGGACGAGAUCGAUUCGAAUCAAGGCAUCGCAAAUCUGGGAAAAUGAAAAACGGUAUCUUAUUGAAGUAUAAACGCUGUCGAGACCAUAUUUAAGUUCUCCAGUCUUUAACACCCAGCACCUGGAGGCACUUCUAUUUUGAGUAUGACAAAUGUGUAUAUUUUUUUUUCUCCUCUUUCCAUGAACGUCUAUCCAGUGCCAAGUGCAGUUAAUGUUAACUGGAUCUCAUGUUUUAAUGUCUUUCUUUUUGUCACUGUUAUUGUUUUUAUUUUCCUGUGUUGUUCAUAGCAUAACUGCCUAACGCUGAUUUAAAUAAAGAAAAGUGAUUUAUAAGGA